Capronia epimyces CBS 606.96 is the source of this 969-nucleotide messenger RNA. Its product is annotated as homoisocitrate dehydrogenase. The transcript has a single exon. NCBI's taxonomy places the organism in Eukaryota, Fungi, Ascomycota, Eurotiomycetes, Chaetothyriales, Herpotrichiellaceae. Gene Ontology annotation, cellular component: mitochondrion. Gene Ontology annotation, molecular function: isocitrate dehydrogenase (NAD+) activity; magnesium ion binding; NAD binding. Gene Ontology annotation, biological process: tricarboxylic acid cycle; isocitrate metabolic process. The coding region runs from base 1 to 969 and encodes 322 amino acids. The record is from RefSeq and is a predicted model, not a curated record.
AUGCUGUUCUUGGUUGUACCAGUGGUUUCCGCGACCUGGCUGACCGGACGCUUCGUUUGCUCGCAAAACCAAACGAUUGAGAAGCUCUCACUGACGAUCCUUCUCAACAGUUCACCGACGACAAAGGUGGCCGGCUACACCUCCCCCAUCGUGGCCCUGCGGAAAAAGCUCUCUCUGUACGCCAACGUUCGGCCGUGUAAAACAACAUUAUCCCCCGCCUUCAAAUCACCAACCCCAUCCCCGAUUGACCUUGUCAUUGUGCGCGAGAACACCGAGGACCUGUAUGUGAAGGAGGAGAAGACAUACCCGGACCCUUCAGGUGAAGGUCAAAUUGCCGAGGCCAUCAAACGUAUCUCGUCCAAAGCAAGCUGGCGCAUUGCCAACAUUGCCGGCGAGAUUGCGGUCCGGCGACAGAAGAUGCGCCAGGGCUCGGCGGACUCGCAAGCGAAGAAAGCCGUUGUGACCAUCACACACAAGUCAAACGUGCUGUCACAGACCGAUGGUCUCUUCCGCUCCACAGCGCGCGAAGCCUUGUCUCAGCCGCAGUUCUCCUCGCUGGCGGUUGAGGAGCAGAUCGUCGAUAGCAUGGUGUAUAAGCUGUUCCUGCAGCCGCAGUACUACGACGUGAUUGUCGCGCCCAACCUUUACGGCGACCUGCUGAGCGACGGCGCGGCCGCUCUCGUCGGCAGCCUGGGCCUUGUCCCGUCGGCCAAUGUGGGUGAGGGCAUCGUCAUCGGCGAGCCGUGCCACGGAUCCGCGCCGGAUAUCGAGGGCAAGGGCAUUGCCAACCCCAUUGCCACCAUCCGCAGCGUGGCCGUCAUGCUGGAGUUCUUGGAUCUGCCGGAUGCCGCAAAUGUCAUCUACAAUGCGGUCGACAAGAAUCUGGAAGAGGGUCGCUUCGUGAGUCCUGACUUGGGCGGCACGGCGUCGACGGAGGAUGUCGUGAAUGAUAUCUUGAAGAGAUUGUAA